Messenger RNA from Drosophila sulfurigaster albostrigata, 741 nucleotides. RefSeq lists its product as uncharacterized. Lineage: Eukaryota; Metazoa; Arthropoda; Insecta; Diptera; Drosophilidae. The record is from RefSeq and is a predicted model, not a curated record. The coding region runs from base 18 to 440 and encodes 140 amino acids. The transcript is spliced from 3 exons.
UGAGAUUAACGACGCAGAUGCUGGCCAAGAAACAAUGCGCAGGGGUGCUGCGCUGGCGGCUCGAGAAAGAUGCGCUCGCUGGUGCUUUGCUGGCCGCUAGUGCGGCAGCCAAGAUGGCGCUCAGUGGCGCUCCGCUGGCCGCUAUUGCGGCAGCCAAGAUGGCGCUCAGUGGCGCUCCGCUGGCCGCUGACGCGGUAGCCAAGAAGACGCGCACUGGCGCUCCGCUGGCCGCUAUGUGCGCAAAGGUGGCGCUAAGGGCGCUCCGCUGGCCGCUAUGCGGCGGCAAAGGUGGCUCAGUAUUGCUGAGGGAGGCACGGUUGCGCUCAAAAGAGCCGAAUCAAAAAGCCAAGAAAACGACAACGACCUGCGAAAGCAACAAUAAUAAGACCAAUACGCCUACCAGAAUCUUUCACAGUUCUUACCAAGUCUUGACGCACUAAAAAAAAAUUUUCUACACAAUUUCCACUAGGCGUCUAUUCGUGCUGCCGGUCACCAGAAAAGUGAUUUGACCGGAACCGGCUCAGCUUAAGUUAGCUGCGCAUGCGCGUGGUGACUCAUACGUCAAAGCUGAGCUUUCCAGUGCAACUCGCUAAACGUCAAAGGUGAGCUUUUCAGUGCAGCUGAUGCACUACUUAAAGCUCGGCUUUACAGCGCAGCUGAUGCACUUAAAGCUGCGGCCUUAGUUGAAAUUUAACUUGCAUACUUUUAGGACGCAUUUAAAUUAUAUCUGCUUCAGGCGCC